UCCUUACCUAACUUUGAACAAUUGAUUGACAUCCACUCAGCCGCAUUUUCCAUUCUUUGCUCUUCAAGCUUUUAUUCUUUCAUCACCCUUCCUUUAAGAAAAGAAUCAUCCAUCUUUUCUUAUAUCGCCAUAUUAUCAACCCAAGAAAGCACUGUAUCAUUCCAUCAUCAUGUCUCCUUCUAAACCAGCAAAUGGCUCAAAGCGAGCCGCGCCCGACUCGGCCACCUCUCCAGCGGUCACGAGCACGACCAAGACCGAUGGCCCUGCCUCCAAACGUCAAAAGCGCGAUGGAAUCGCUAAUGCCAAAGAAAAUAACCUGAUACCGACCCCGGCUGCUGCUGCCGCUGCCGCUGCGUCGCAGGACUUCGGCGCUCACAUGGCGACACAGAUGACAUACGCGGUCGAAUUCCUUAAGACGAAGGGCACUCCCAAGACCUUCCAGGAGGUCAUAGAUCACCUUACCCUUCAGCACAUUCCCGAGAGCCAGCAAAGAGCCUUCAUGGAAGUUAUGCAACGUCAUUCGCGCAUUCAAUUUAUUCCAGCUCUCAAGUCGAAGGCGAAUGCCGACCAGCAAAUCCCUACCUGGCGCACCGGCACUUACCAGUACAAAGCCAAACUCCCCGGCGUGACCAAUAAGCUCAAGCUACUCGAGUACUUACAGCAAAAGAAGGACGCUUCAUGCACUCUCGUUAAGGACAUCAAAGACGGCUGGCCCAACUGCGACAUGGCGAUCGACCAACUGGAGAAGGAGCACAAGAUCCUGGCGGUCCGCACUAAGAAGGAUAACCACCCGCGCUACGUCUGGCUCGACCGGCCCGAGUUGCACCACGAAGUCGACACCGAGUUCCAGGUCAUGUGGUUCCAGGAGAAGCUGCCCUCCGCCGACGACAUGCCCAAGAUGCUUAACGCCCUCGGCCAGAAGGCUACCAGCGAGCCGAAGAACCCAGAUCACAUGGCCCAGAAACAGCCCUCUAAGAGAAAGAAGGGCGCGCGUCCCCAGAGGAAGUUCGAGAACGAGCACAUGCGCAACAUAUUCGAGCAGCACAAGCGCUAAGAAGAGAAUUCGAGUCCGUCAAGUGUCAUGAAUAGUGUCAGGGCAUUUGCAUUUUUUGUUAUUAUAAGCAAUGGGGUGGUUGAUAAUCGAGCAAGCAAGCAAGGAGUGAAUCGAAAAAUUUGGCAUUGGUUCCCCUAAACCAGAGAAGAUCAGAAAAAGGGAGGGGAAAGGGUAAGGGAAGGACGGCAUAGCAUUUAUUCAUUGGUGGCGUUUUACGGUUUGAUACACCCAGGAGUUUCUGGCAAAAUAGGUACCUAACCUACUUAGGUAAUUGAAAUUAAAGGGAAAUGAAAUGGCUAAAUAAGCUGGAAAAUUUUUUGUGUGCUGACUCCUGCCCCCCUUACUUAUGUUUUGUUGAGAGAAGUUCGUCCUACAUAAGUCGGAAUCUCCUCGAAAAGGGGGAUGGUUUGGCAUGCGAAGUGGGCGUUCUUUUUUCCUUUUUUUUUCAUAAAAAGGGGGAGCAGGCUGGCAGGCAUUGUAAUAGGAGGUAUAGUAUAGUUGGCGAAGAAUUCGACGGACAGCUAGCUCUCUGCAAAGUUCUACUAGGUAAUAGUACUCUAUGAAUAAAAGGUGCCUUAACUUUUUC
Molecule: messenger RNA, 1640 nt
Organism: Hypoxylon fragiforme
Lineage: Eukaryota; Fungi; Ascomycota; Sordariomycetes; Xylariales; Hypoxylaceae
Product: transcription initiation factor IIE, beta subunit
Exons: 1
Coding region: 170-1054 (294 amino acids)
Biological process (GO): transcription initiation at RNA polymerase II promoter
Cellular component (GO): transcription factor TFIIE complex
Source: RefSeq, a predicted model, not a curated record